AUGAAGACGAUCAGCUUUAUUGCCCUUUUGUUCUCGGCGAUUGCCCUUUUCGUCGGCCGAGCCAUGGCGGCGGCCGAGCUUCCUGAAAACCCCGAAAUCACCAAUCGGGUGUUCUUCGACAUCGAAGAAGACGGCAAGCCUAUCGGGCGGAUCACCAUGGGUCUCUUCGGCACCGUGGUGCCCAAGACGGUGGAAAACUUCCGUCAAUUGGCGAUCUCCACCGACCCCAGGUUUGGCUACACCGGGUCCAUCUUCCACCGGGUGAUCCCCAACUUCAUGCUCCAAGGUGGUGACUACGAAACCGGCCAGGGCUACGGCGGCCAGUCGAUCUAUGGUAACAAGUUUGAGGACGAGAACUUUGAGUUGCAACACGACCGUCCUUACCGGUUGUCGAUGGCCAACGCCGGUAAGAACACCAACGGGUCGCAGUUCUUCAUCACCACUGUGGUCACGUCGUGGUUGAACAACGCUCACGUGGUGUUUGGCGAAGUCAUUGACGGUAAGGAUGUCGUCGACUACAUUGAAAAGGUGAAGACCUCGAGAAGCGACCGUCCCCUUAAGGAAGUGAAGAUCGUCAAGCUGGGUGAGCUCGAUGCCAACGGCAAUGAGAUCAACGCCGAGUCCGCCACCGCCGACGCCCGCGACGAAUUGUAG
Diutina rugosa is the source of this 654-nucleotide messenger RNA. RefSeq names its product peptidylprolyl isomerase family protein (gene CYP5). Gene Ontology annotation, biological process: protein peptidyl-prolyl isomerization; protein folding. Bases 1 to 654 code for a protein of 217 amino acids. The record is from RefSeq and is a predicted model, not a curated record. The transcript has a single exon. Gene Ontology annotation, molecular function: peptidyl-prolyl cis-trans isomerase activity. NCBI's taxonomy places the organism in Eukaryota, Fungi, Ascomycota, Pichiomycetes, Serinales, Debaryomycetaceae. Gene Ontology annotation, cellular component: fungal-type vacuole; endoplasmic reticulum.